AACUAGCGAAUCAAUCAGGACAGAUGAAGAGCCUGCCGGGGGUAGCUGGGUUGAAUGUUUGGUGCACUUCAACCGAAGAGUCAUCGUCGAGACGUGGGCAUUGCAGUGUCUUCGUACCACUCAGAAGGAAAGGCAGGGCCAGGGUCAAGGCACGAACUUUCCUGCAGCCUUCCUACCGAUAGCCUCAUCGUCCCCUGGAGCUCCUCGGCCCAUGAGUUACCAGCCUGUUCCUCCCGAUCCGUACGGCCCUCCGCCGCCGCCUCCUCCGCCGGGUCCCGAAGGGCCCUAUCCACCGCCGCCUGGGUAUCCACCUCCGCCACCGCCACCUGGAUACCCCCCUCCGCCGCCUCCUCCCGGCGGAUACCAAGGAUACUUUGAUCCGCCGCCUCCUCCACCUCCGCUGCCCCCGGGGCCUCCACUGGAGGAUGAGCGAGAUGAUUUCUACUGCGGUUGUACGAAUCUCAUUAAAGGAUGUUUGGCUGCACUCUGCUGCUGCUGCGUGUUGGAGCAGUGCUGUUUCUAGGCGAAUUUUGCGUCUUUCCCAGUUGAGACUGCCUCCUUUAGACUAAUUCCCUUCAAAUCGAGACGAACUGUUAAGACUUCUUGGGCUAUUGGCUAGUGUAUUUUCAUCUGCUGUUCAGCAGCGCUACCAUCUGGAAAAAGAUAAUGUCCUGUGCUUGUUUCUGAUAAUGCAUCCUUCCGUAUUCAUCUGAACUGUCUUCUUUUCUGCAGAAGAAAACAGAACCUGCAUUUUAACCACAGAUAUUGCAAUGUACGAGAUGUUUAGUUUCAUUUGGAUCCUCUGUAUUGUGGAAUGAGACCAUUAUGAAUCUAAGAUCAGAUACUCUUUAACUGUUA
This is a messenger RNA of Eucalyptus grandis, 858 nucleotides long. RefSeq lists its product as hypothetical. Lineage: Eukaryota; Viridiplantae; Streptophyta; Magnoliopsida; Myrtales; Myrtaceae. The record is from RefSeq and is a predicted model, not a curated record. The transcript has 4 exons. Bases 212 to 523 code for a protein of 103 amino acids.